GGCAGGGGAGGCAGUCCGAAAGUUGAAGCUAUAUCCGACAAGGGUGCUAAUACCGAAAGCAUGCAGCCCCACCGAUGGAAGGAAGCAGCUAUCGUCCUCGAAUGCAUUCAGGCAGUAGAUGUGGAAGGUGUCGUGGACCUCGAGGGAUACUCUUGGCUAUUAUUCGACAAUGCUUGCUCACAUCAACUCUUCCGCUUCAGUUCAAACUCGAUAUUCCACGCGCUCUCAUUUAAUAAAUCCAAGUGUUCUGCCAGACUCAAGAUUUGGGUAGGACUCAUAGUAAUUUCCUCGCCCGUCAUCCCGGACGCGGAAUCUACCCCUGAAUCCAUCUGCUCGGCAAGACUCACUGGGCCAGUAACAGUAUCUUCUCCUGGAAUACCUUCCCUACUCACGAUGUUACUGGUCAUCUUCUGCAGUAGUUCCAGUUCCUUUUGCCUCAGUGUGGCCGUCAUGUUGCCCUUGGCGACGAUGUCCGACAGCACGCGCGAGGCGGUGAGUACGUAGUUGGCCAUGUCUGGCACCCGAGAAGGAUCGACGAAGUGGGCGAUAAGGGCGAUGAACGCCGCUUAAUA
Molecule: messenger RNA, 572 nt
Organism: Aspergillus homomorphus CBS 101889
Lineage: Eukaryota; Fungi; Ascomycota; Eurotiomycetes; Eurotiales; Aspergillaceae
Exons: 1
Coding region: 61-504 (147 amino acids)
Source: RefSeq, a predicted model, not a curated record